AUGCUUUCGAGUGUCUCAUUGAGCCGCAAGAGAAAGCUUUCGGACCCUCCGCACUCUUCCUCCGAGCCCAAGAAACAGCUGCUUCCAACUGUUGCCUCGCUGUACAAUCUGGAUCCCGCUGCUACUGGCCCCCAGCAAAUCGAGCUUCGGAGAAAAGUCUGCCUUCGAGUGGGUCGGUCCAAGAAAAACGAUAUUGUUCUCGCUCCGGCGGACUGUUCAACGCAUCACUGUGAAAUCGGUGUGAGCCACCUCAAUGGAAAAGACAUAAUCUAUCUCAAGGACCUCAGCUCGAACGGCACCUUUGUGAACGGACUUCUCGUUGGUAAGGACAAUACCUGUCUGAUUCGAUCUGGGGACAAGAUUUCUUUUGCUGCUGAAUGCCACUAUAUUUUGAAGUACCAGGCAAGUUUUACCGUCAAGAGCGCACGAAGGCCUGGAACUGGCUCCUUCUACGAUAGCUACGUGAUUGGUGAGCUGCUGGGGUGCGGGCAUUAUGCGCAGGUCAAAGAGUGCGUUCGGAGAAGCACGGGAGAAUCCUGUGCGGUCAAGAUCUUCAAUCCAACUCGCAAAGACGCCAGUUGGGCCACCUCGCUAAAUAGGGAGCUGGACAUCCUCAUGAAGAUCGACCAUCCGAACAUCGUUCGAUCGUACGAAACGUUUGUGGAACCGUAUGACGCCAAUACCAUGACCACAUACUUGGUGUUGGAGAAAGUGAAUGGCGGCGAGCUCUUCAACAGAAUCGUGUCCAAGGGCAAGCUUCGCCAGAACGAGACAAAAGCACUCAUGAGCCAGUUGGUGAAAGGCCUUGAGUACCUCCACUCGCUGGACAUUGCACACAGGGACCUGAAGCCGGAGAAUAUUCUUUUGGACAUAACACUCAAAAAGCACGACUCCGACAAGCAGACAGGGCCUUGGGACUCUCACGAGCUUGAUGUCAAGGUGAAAAUUGCAGAUUUCGGCCUCGCCAAGUUCAUUGGAGCAACAAAGUUUACCAACACGCUCUGCGGGACGCCCGCAUACGUUGCGCCUGAGGUGCUCGUGAACUCGACGGAGCGCAAAUACACCAAAGCCGUCGAUAUGUGGUCCAUUGGGGUGCUGAUAUACGUGUGUCUUUGCGGUUUUCCUCCCUUCAGCGAGGAGCUGGGCCCACCGUCGAUGCGGCAGCAGAUCAUCGAGGGUAGGUACGCUUUUUACUCGCCGUACUGGGACGAUAUCGAGGACUCUGCCCUCGACUUGAUCUCGCGACUUCUGGUUGUGGAUGCCACCAAGAGACUCGAAGUCUCCAAAGCGUCCAAGCAUGUUUGGUUCAAUGAGGUGCGACCGAAGACGGAUGUGAUGCAAACAGCAUUCAAGGGCAGCAGAGCACCGGUCACACGAGGCUACUCCAACCCAAUAAUGCUGGCAGAACGCGUCAAAAGCUCGCUCGGCGACGACACCCUUGCACGCGCCUACAGUGCAGAUGUCGACAUGGCUUAA
Molecule: messenger RNA, 1476 nt
Organism: Ogataea angusta
Lineage: Eukaryota; Fungi; Ascomycota; Pichiomycetes; Pichiales; Pichiaceae
Exons: 1
Coding region: 1-1476 (491 amino acids)
Biological process (GO): protein phosphorylation
Molecular function (GO): ATP binding; protein binding; protein kinase activity
Source: RefSeq, a predicted model, not a curated record